GAAACAAACUACUUCCUGAAGGAGCGUGUGAAGUGUAGUUUUUCCACGGUGAGUGGAUCCGACAUUGAAGUCUAAACCCGUGGACGUAUCACUUUGGCCUGAGGUGUGCACACGUCCAUCCUCCGGCCUCAAGUCACACACGGUGCUCUGUCCGAAGAGGACUUCAGGUCAUCCGUCACAGUGGGAUGCAGACAGCUGGUAAACUCAUGAAGGUUUUCCUGACGAGGCGCAUCCCGCAGGAGGGGAUGAAGAUCCUGUCCACGGGUGGAGUGUGUGAGGUGUCUCUGUGGGACUCUGAUGAACCUGUGCCGAGGGCAGAGCUUCUCAAAGGUGUGCAGGGGGCUCACGGUCUUCUGUGUCUGCUGUCGGACAAGAUCGAUGCUGAGGUUCUGGAUGCUGCAGGACCAAACCUGAAGGUGAUCAGCACUUUGUCUGUGGGAUAUGACCACUUGGCUCUUGAUGAAAUCAAAAAACGUGGCAUACGUGUUGGAUACACUCCAGACGUCCUGACUGACGCCACAGCAGAACUGACUGUAGCUCUGCUGCUGGCCACCGCUCGCAGAUUACCAGAGGGAGUGGAGGAGGUCAAAAAUGGUGGCUGGAGCUCAUGGAAGCCUCUCUGGCUGUGUGGUUAUGGUCUGUCUGGCAGCACAGUAGGAGUCAUUGGACUGGGACGCAUUGGUAUGGCCAUUGCUCAGAGACUCAUGCCCUUUGGAGUGAAGAGGCUGCUCUACUCUGGGAGAACAGCCAAGGCUCACGCUGCUGAGGUGAACGGAGAGUUUGUUCCUCUGGACACCCUUGUGUCUGAGAGCGACUUCAUAGUUGUUUCCUGCUCCCUGACACCUGAAACCCAGGGGCUGUGUGACAAAGCUUUCUUCAGCAAGAUGAAAAACACAGCAGUCUUUGUCAACUCAAGCAGAGGAGCUGUGGUGAAUCAGGAAGAUCUAUAUGAAGCUUUAACCAGUGGACAGAUAGCUGCAGCAGGACUGGAUGUCACAACACCUGAGCCACUUCCAACAAACCACCCACUUCUUACACUUAAAAACUGUGUGGUGUUGCCGCACAUCGGCAGUGCAACCUACUCUACGAGAGGCAUCAUGGCAGCUUUGUCAGCUAAUAACCUGCUGGGAGGUUUACAGGGCACAGACAUGCCCAGUGAACUCACCUUCUAGUGCCUGAAACGGAGCCGCUGUGCCUAGAGUGCUACCUUCUCUGGUGCUGCAUGGAUAACAGAUCACAGUAAUGUUGAACAAGGAUGAGGAAACUACUAAUAUAGUUUAGACAUAUACUGUAUUUUUACACCAUAAUCAGUGUCGACUGGAUAGUUAGAUUUGAUCCUAACUAACGAAGAGCACUUUUGAUACUCGGUGUGCAUUUUUGAGGAAGGAAAUGCUCAGUGCAAGAUUUUGACAUUUCACACGUGUUCAAGUUCUUGAAAAAGAGGCUAAUGAACAAACUAGCAGCACUCCUUAACCUUAGUUCUUACCAAAACCCACAAAACAUGCGUAUGUCUUAUGUAGAAAACUGUAGGAACUGGAAAAUCCUAAAUAGAAGCAGUGGUUACCUCUCUCAUUAAUGCAAUGUUUGCCAUCAAGGUUAACGUUCUUGGUCUGCACUUUAUUCUGAUGUCAAUGCUCCAGGUCUACAGAACAGUACAACACUCCACAAGUUUUGUGUGUCAAAUGUGUUUUUUCUGAAGAAUAAAAACGGAUGGCUUAGUUUAAA
Larimichthys crocea (large yellow croaker) is the source of this 1725-nucleotide messenger RNA. It is a transcript of the gene grhpra, whose product is annotated as glyoxylate reductase/hydroxypyruvate reductase a. The record is from RefSeq and is a predicted model, not a curated record. Bases 186 to 1172 code for a protein of 328 amino acids. The transcript has 9 exons. Gene Ontology annotation, molecular function: NAD binding; hydroxypyruvate reductase (NADH) activity; glyoxylate reductase (NADPH) activity. Gene Ontology annotation, cellular component: cytosol. Lineage: Eukaryota; Metazoa; Chordata; Actinopteri; Sciaenidae.